Molecule: messenger RNA, 1045 nt
Organism: Corythoichthys intestinalis (scribbled pipefish)
Lineage: Eukaryota; Metazoa; Chordata; Actinopteri; Syngnathiformes; Syngnathidae
Product: neuronal vesicle trafficking-associated protein 1-like
Exons: 5
Coding region: 55-741 (228 amino acids)
Biological process (GO): endosomal transport; G protein-coupled dopamine receptor signaling pathway; clathrin coat assembly
Cellular component (GO): membrane; endosome
Molecular function (GO): clathrin light chain binding
Source: RefSeq, a predicted model, not a curated record
GUGUGAAAGCUGACCUCCUCUUCUACUUCCGGAAGCUGCCGCAAGCUGGGUGACAUGCGCAGUGCGGUCACAAAUCACCACGGUAACCAUCUUUCACAGCGAGCAUCAGUGGCGUGCGAUCACAUCUACUUGGUCACAGCGCAGAGACAUCCGCACAGUGCAGUCAUGGUGAAGCUGGGAACCAAUCUGGCUGAUAAGAUGGAGAAGCAGCCGUCUGCAGAUGAUGGCUUUGAUAAUAUCCCCCUCAUCACUCCUCUGGAGGUUAGCCAGCUCCAGCACUCUUUUGCAGACAAGGUUAUAGUGAAGACGUCCACUCAAUACCAAUUGCAGCAGCAGAAAAAGAAGAACAAAAAGUUGUUUAUGCCCGGCAUCGACAAGCCAAGCAUCAACCUGUAUAAGGACGUCUCCGACAGAGCCAAGAUCACAGCCCUGAUACUCAUCAUGUUGGCCUUCCUAACUAGCCUUCUCCUCUUGCUCAUGUACAAAGCCAUGUGGUACGACCGUCUUACCUGCCCAGAGGGUUUCAUCCUUCAGCAAAAGCACUGCACUCCGGCCAGUCUGGAGAUAUUCUCCAGCGGGCAGCAGAAUCCCGCGGACAUCCCAGGCAGCAGCUCCGGGCUGAACGCUGUACUCAGCCGCCUCAACCACGUGAGGAGGAUGAGUCCUGAUAUGCCGUCGCCAUGGCUGCCGGUCAUCAGAGCUCUCAAGGAGACUGACGCCAGCAAACGUAAUAGCCAUUGAAUAUAAGGUCAACUGGAGGGAGAAGAGUAAAUGCUAGUUUACUCCCUACCACUCUUUCACAGUGUGGUCAGUAUGCUUCAAUACAUCCCAUAAUCGAAACGCGUGUGUCCGCGUUAGAGGUUGUGUGAAGAGGUGAGAAUGUUGUUUAAAAUGUUACAAAAUGGCCAUUUCAGAAUUCAAUGAAUGUACCGCUACAAUUGUUUUCUUUAUACAUACAGCGCCCUCCAUAAUUAUUGGCACCCCUGAGAAAGAUGGUUUUUUUAGCUCCUAAUAUUUUUUUUUAUUCAAAUGAUAUGGGACCCUA